AUGACUGCUGCAGAGGCUAGAAGUGCAGCUUUACAACUCUCGAAUGAAAGGAGAGCAAUCGAUGAAGAAUUGUCAAGCCUUACUAACGUUUUACGAUCACAAAAUGCUACGAUGAAUUCAGCUUUGAUUGAUAAUCAAGGUUUUCCAAUUGCUUCGAUUGAUAUCGUUGCUGUUCGAACGGCAAGGGCAAGAAUAAUAGCUCUACGUAAUGAUCGAGAAAGUAUUGAAAACAGAAUGCGAAAUUUGCUGGACUUGGCUCUUUCUCGAACAGACUCCGCAGUAUGGUCAGAAGUUGGCGGCUUAACCCCUUUUGCAAAAGUCAAUGCAAUCAGUCCAAACAGUCCGGCACAACGAGCAGAUAUGCGUGUAGGAGAUGAAAUCUUACGGUUUGCAAGCCUAACCGCUGCUAAUGCACAUCGUUCUACGACAAAUAAAGACUUGGGAAAUCUGCCAAGUGUAGUUCAAAGAGGGACAGAGAUCGCAGUGAUGGUUUUACGGGGCGGGGACGAUGGGAAUGAUCGAGAAAUCAAAAGAUUACGUCUAACUCCUAAUGACGGAUGGGGUGGUAGAGGUUUGCUAGGCUGUCAUCUAUUACCAAUCUAAGACUCCAAAGUGUAUUUGUAGAAAUCUUCACGCCAUGCUAAUGUGUAUCAAUAAUAUUGCAAAG
Messenger RNA from Meira miltonrushii, 667 nucleotides. RefSeq lists its product as uncharacterized. The record is from RefSeq and is a predicted model, not a curated record. Bases 1 to 603 code for a protein of 200 amino acids. Gene Ontology annotation, cellular component: cytoplasm; nucleus. NCBI's taxonomy places the organism in Eukaryota, Fungi, Basidiomycota, Exobasidiomycetes, Exobasidiales, Brachybasidiaceae. Gene Ontology annotation, molecular function: protein binding. The transcript has 2 exons. Gene Ontology annotation, biological process: proteasome regulatory particle assembly.